Messenger RNA from Mercurialis annua (annual mercury), 1893 nucleotides. RefSeq names its product dihydrolipoyllysine-residue acetyltransferase component 5 of pyruvate dehydrogenase complex, chloroplastic. NCBI's taxonomy places the organism in Eukaryota, Viridiplantae, Streptophyta, Magnoliopsida, Malpighiales, Euphorbiaceae. The record is from RefSeq and is a predicted model, not a curated record. Gene Ontology annotation, molecular function: dihydrolipoyllysine-residue acetyltransferase activity. Gene Ontology annotation, biological process: pyruvate decarboxylation to acetyl-CoA. The coding region runs from base 226 to 1626 and encodes 466 amino acids. The transcript has 6 exons. Gene Ontology annotation, cellular component: chloroplast envelope; chloroplast thylakoid; pyruvate dehydrogenase complex.
AAAGCAUGUAGAUCCAGUUCAUGUUCUGAACUCCAAAAUACAAAAACACAACAAAUUAUGUGACUGAAAUCACCGGUAAGGUGGUUGAAACCUCCGCCCUCUUUCGAUGUUUCCAAGAACCUCAACUCCUCGCUUCUAACUCCAUAACUACAACUCAAACCCACUUCUUUUUCAUUCCAAUCUCCCAUCUUUCUCAUUGCUUUCUCUCAAUCAAUACACCCGAAAAUGGCCCAGCUUCUCAAAACCACAUUCCUCCCUUCAACAUCUUCUCUCCACCCUCCUCAUUCCAACUCUGCUCUCCACAUUUCCUGUUCCCGCGCCCGUGUCAAUGCCAAGAUCCGAGAAAUUUUCAUGCCCGCACUCAGUUCCACCAUGACUGAAGGAAAAAUUGUUUCCUGGGUUAAGUCCGAAGGCGACAAGCUUUCUAAAGGUGAAAGCGUGGUCGUUGUCGAAUCAGAUAAAGCUGACAUGGAUGUUGAAACUUUCUACGAUGGUUAUUUGGCUGCCAUCAUGGUCGAAGAAGGCGGCGUUGCUGCUGUUGGCUCUGCUAUUGCUUAUUUAGCUGAGUCCGAGGAAGAAAUUGCCGAAGCUAAAUCAAAAGCCUCCUCGUCCAGUUCGAGUUCUGUAUCAUCGCCAUCGCCAGCUCCUGCUGCUUCAGAAAGUAAGACAAUCCCGGAGCCUGUUGCCCCUGUAAUUGCUGCUAGCUCCGCUUCUGUCACGGGAUCGGCGGUGCACCCGGCUUCUGAAGGAGGGAAGAGAGUGGUGGCGUCCCCGUAUGCGAAGAAGUUAGCUAAAGAAUUGAAGGUGGAGUUGGGUAGAAUUGUGGGGAGUGGCCCAAUGGGUAGAAUUGUGGCUAAAGAUGUUGAGGCUGCUGCUGCUACUGCUAGUGCUGAGGUGGCAUCUUCUGCUGCUGCUAAGGUGGGAGCCGCUGUAACUCCGCCGUCCAGGGUUGAAUUGGGGACGGUGGUGCCUUUCACUACAAUGCAGGGUGCGGUUAGUAGGAAUAUGUUGGAGAGUUUGAGUGUUCCUACUUUUAGAGUUGGUUAUACUAUUACUACUGAUGCACUGGAUGCUCUUUACAAGAAGAUUAAGUCCAAGGGAGUGACAAUGACAGCCUUGCUUGCAAAGGCUACUGCACUUGCUUUGGUUCAGCAUCCUGUAGUAAAUUCUAGCUGUAGAGACGGCAACAGCUUUACAUACAAUAGUAGCAUCAACAUUGCAGUUGCUGUGGCCAUAGAUGGUGGGCUGAUUACGCCGGUGCUUCAAGAUGCUGAUAAGGUUGAUAUUUACUCAUUGUCUAGAAAGUGGAAGGAGUUAGUCGAUAAGGCUCGGGCUAAGCAGCUGCAACCUCAUGAAUAUAAUAGUGGUACAUUCACACUUUCCAACCUUGGAAUGUUUGGCGUGGAUCGGUUUGAUGCCAUUCUACCACCUGGAACUGGAGCAAUUAUGGCGGUUGGUGCAUCUCAACCAACCAUGGUGGGUACCAAGGAUGGCCGCAUUGGCAUAAAGAACCAGAUGCAGGUAAACGUUACAGCUGAUCAUCGUGUAAUCUACGGUGCUGAUCUCGCUUCUUUCUUGCAAACCCUUGCAAAGAUCAUCGAAGACCCCAAAGAUCUUACUUUCUAAACUACAUUCAUUUCAUUAGAUGAAGCUUCUUUUUUUCAUAUGUUGCACACUUCUUUAACCUAGUUGUAUGUUUGCAAAGCUUGUUUUCAUAGUCCUUGAUAUUAAUGAGGGAGACUCGUGCAAAAGAAUGUAGGAGCUUAAUUGCUCUGUUCAAUGUUCCGGAGAGAAUCUUAGUAGAAUUUUAGUUUUUUUUUGUGUGUUUCGAACAUUACAUUACUAUUUUUGUACUUUAGCAAUGCCAUAAAUACUGGUUUUCUCGUUGCUGUC